AUGAUAAGUGAAGAGAGAAAUCAAAAUAGUGCAAAAUCUGAUGCAAAUAAUAACAUUAAAAAGAGCGCAAAUAGUAAUGCAAGACAAAUGUUGCCAUGCCGUUUAGUAGUUAUGCGACACGGUGAACGAAUUGAUGAUUUAUUUCCGGAUUGGAUCCGUAAAUCUACAUCAACCGGAUUAUAUCAGGCCUUUGAUUUAAAUAUGCCAUUCAGUCUUCCGGAAUUGAAACGACCGUUCAAGCAUUACGAAGAUGAUACGAUAAUUUCGGAAAUGGGUUUUGUACUUGCAGAAAUGGUUGGAAGAGGUCUUCUUAUUAAUAAAUCUACACCAGACAUCAUUUAUGCAUCACCAGCAUUACGAUGCAUACAAACAGCACAAUCAGUUUUAAAAGGAAUGGGAAAAGAAAGUGAAAUUAAAAUUCGCAUUGAACCAACACUUUUUGAAUUUACUGAUCUUCAUCCAAAUGGACAACCAAAAUUUGCAACACCUGAAGAACUUUACAAUGCUAAAUUUAACAUUGAUAUUAAUUAUGUACCAUUUGAAACAAUGGAAAAUAUUUGGCAAAUGAAUGAAACAGUUGAAAUGUAUAGUAAACGUGUACAAAAUUUGUUACAAAAAUUAGCUAAAACAAAUGAAUGGAGUGAACGAACUGAUGGUGCUUUAAUUUUGAUUGUUGGACAUGCAUCAACGGUAGAUUUAGCAAUUGGUGCAUUUCGAGAACCAUCACGAACAGUCCUUGCUCGAGAAUUGAUCAACCAUGGCGCAAAAUUCCCUUAUUGCUGUACGGCAAUUAUCGAUCGAAUGGAUGAUGGUCGAUGGUCGUAUAAUGAAACUGCUUUACCACCAAUUACUUAUAUGAAUUUUAGCUCAAAAAUUAAUCGAGAUUUUGCUAUGCGUGAACGCAUUGUAAUAUGA
This is a messenger RNA of Brugia malayi, 915 nucleotides long. RefSeq names its product UBASH3A protein homolog, putative. Lineage: Eukaryota; Metazoa; Nematoda; Chromadorea; Rhabditida; Onchocercidae. The transcript is spliced from 7 exons. The record is from RefSeq and is a predicted model, not a curated record. The coding region runs from base 1 to 915 and encodes 304 amino acids.